Rubroshorea leprosula is the source of this 846-nucleotide messenger RNA. NCBI's taxonomy places the organism in Eukaryota, Viridiplantae, Streptophyta, Magnoliopsida, Malvales, Dipterocarpaceae. The record is from the annotation of a GenBank genome assembly.
AUUGAGAAUAUUUAAAAUCAAGGUUUCAUCUUGGAGGGACCCAACUGCAAUCCAGAAGUAAAUGUGAGACUGAAAUGACAAAUGGUGGAACCCUAUGGAUUGAAGCGCCAAUCUUUCUUACCCCUUAAAAUUGGAUCAUCAUCAAUCGCACCUUCGCCGCAAAUGAGCUCAAGCUUCUGCCUUCUCUAAUCUCGGAUUACUCAGCUCUAUUGAGGAAGCUUCGCCGAAGAAGGGCAAGGAAAACACAUGGAUUGAAGGGCGAAUCUUACCCCUCCAGUCGCACCUUCGCGGGAAAUGAGCUCGAGCUUUCUGCCCUGUCUACUCUCGGAUUACCCAGCGCCAUCGAGGAAGCUUCUCGGAAAGGCGCCAUCGAGGAAGCUUCUCGGAAAAACGCCAACGCACGGUAUAGAAAAGAAGCAAAAACUUGAACUAGGGGAGAGAGGAUUUUUUUGUUCGGAGGCUUGAGAUUUCAGGUGAUUCUGGGUUUUGUAAGUAACUUUCAAUUUCAAUAAAUAUCUCGAAUUUUCAGUCUAUUCUUAGAUUUUCAAUUUUUUUGGUCUAAGACAUGACUAGGACAGCGAAUCCAAUAGUUUUUUGACUUAGAGUCCAUGGUGUAGGUUUUUUUUUUUUUUUUAAGAACUUCGGAAAUUUUUGGAUGGGGUAUGUAGUCCCAGAGUAUAAAAUCUAGGAUUUCAUGUCGAAGCACGUUACUUUAAGGGGUGGCUAUUAUCCCACUUAGUGCUGCACCAUAGCGUAGUUUGAUUGCAGAGACCACGCUUAGGUGAUUUGGCUUACAUAAUUUGUUUUAUAUUAUUUUGUCUGUCUUUAUAAAUUCAAAACUUUUUA